Messenger RNA from Penicillium expansum, 1674 nucleotides. Its product is annotated as ankyrin repeat domain-containing protein. NCBI's taxonomy places the organism in Eukaryota, Fungi, Ascomycota, Eurotiomycetes, Eurotiales, Aspergillaceae. The transcript has a single exon. Gene Ontology annotation, cellular component: nucleus; cytoplasm. Gene Ontology annotation, molecular function: protein binding. The coding region runs from base 1 to 1674 and encodes 557 amino acids. The record is from RefSeq and is a predicted model, not a curated record. Gene Ontology annotation, biological process: regulation of barbed-end actin filament capping.
AUGUAUCUUCUAGAUCUGCCACUUGAGAUUAUCCACCUCAUCUUCCAGUCCAUACCCGACCAAUGGUGUCUCUACAGUCCCUCUUCCUUGCAAGACCCCCACUUCUACCCUGACUUAUGGUCUCUCAACUCUUUUGUCCGAACAUGCCGAACCCUAUACCUAUUCCUGAACCCCUCCCUCUAUCAAUGGGAUGCCGAGUUUUACUCCAACCGUGCCCUGGGCUGGGCAGCAGAAAAUGGCAAAGUAGCCACUGCGCGGCUCUCACUUAAAGUGAGACUCCCAGAGAAAACAUGCCACAAAAGUUGGGAGUACUUGUUUGUGGCUACAUAUCAUAACCACGAAGCCAUCGUACGCCUUCUACUGGAGCAUGGUAUCGACCCGAAUCGGGUUGCAUACUGGAACAACGAGGCGGCCUCCGGCAAGGACAGGACCGAUUUCAAUAACAAUAUACUUGAGGAAGCCACAUACGGGGGCUCUUUGCCAAUCCUCAGAUUAUUACUUGAUUAUGGGGCGGUCACUGGCCGUCUAACAUUCAAGGCAAUGCUGAGAUACGCAGCGGGAAGAGGACGCUUCGAUACCGUUAAACUUCUUGUGGAGAAUGGCUGUGGUCUUGGAUCGAUCGAUUUUGCUGAACAUCACGAUGCUCUAUGCAGAGCAAUCGAGGCAGAAUCGACCAGUGUGGUUCGAUUCCUGCUUGAGAAAGGAGUCCAUCCCGAGAUACCGCCCGAGAUACGGCGGCCAGGUCGGUCACCCAUGGCUCUGGGUGCUUGCCUGCGCGACCCAGAGAUAGUCAAAAUGCUGCUUGUCCAUGGGGCGAAUCCAUUUCCCGAGGAACCAAGUGGCAUAAACGUCCUCCCACUAGUAAAUGCUGCCACUUUGAAGAACUAUGCAGUAGCUCAGCUCCUCCGUGAAUCUAUCGACCUGGAGGAUAUGAUCAGAUCGAGAGGCCGGAAUCAAGAAUUGCUUUUGUUGGCCGCUGCUGCUUGUGGAUGGGACGACAUGUUGCGACAAAUCCUCGACCAGGGCUGUCUGGCGGAUACAAAUGUACGAUAUUCAUACUGUUUCCAUUCAACCAAUAUUCCCGACCUCGCCAAACAGCAUCUCCCGGCUAUAUCGCUCGCGGCCGAUCGAGGCCAUUACAGCACCGUGCAACUACUGCUUUCCUACAAUGCAAGAUACAACCCUCCUUCAAGAUAUGAAGAACCAUUCCCACUUCUCCAUGCAGUGGCCUCAGGACACCUGGAUAUUGUGAAGCUUCUCCUAGAUCACGGCGCAGAGCCAAAUGGGAUAGGACGAUGGUAUGACCAAAACAGGGAGAUUGGUGAUCUACCGUGCAUCUAUUGGGCUGUCCCGUAUCCAGAGAUCUUCCGCCUUCUGCUUGACCGAGGCGCGGACCUUUUGGCGCCAGCAGUAGAAGCCAUAAUCCAGAUCAACCGGAGUAUACAUGAGAUUAUAUCAAUCAGUCACGAGUUUGAGGGCGCUGGACGAGCACCAACAAGCACAUUCGUCCUCCAAGAGGCUCUCGAAAGGGGUUGUACUGAAAUAGUCCAAAUCCUCCUAGAAAGAGGCAUACCAUUGCAAACACCUGUCAAAGCUGGCUGUUGGGGUUACAAGCCCCUGCUAAGGGCCGCAAUGGCCGGGGGUGAAGCAAUGGCAAGGCUUGUCUUGGACUGA